Messenger RNA from Oppiella nova, 1548 nucleotides. Lineage: Eukaryota; Metazoa; Arthropoda; Arachnida; Sarcoptiformes; Oppiidae. The record is from the annotation of a GenBank genome assembly.
AUGCGAAUUCUAGUCACACAUCAAAUCCAAUUCAUACGAAAAGCAACACAAAUACUGGUCUUAAGCUCAGAGGGCCGGUGCCUGGGGUUGGGCUCAUACGACGAGCUCCAGUUUCAGGGAAUCGAUUUCAUGGCUAUACUGAUAGAUGUGGAACAGGAGGCCGAACACGACAAACAGGAACGGGAGCUCAUGAGGCCGUUCUCCGUAAAUAGUUACGAUGCGGAACAGAACCCAACCCCUAAUGAGACACUCCUGACGGAGUCGAUCAACGACAGGGUCCGGAGGCACUCCCGGAGCACAUCUGUGGCUCAGACCGAGAACCUCGAAGUCUCCGACAUUAUGGGCGAUGAGGAGGACUACUCGCAUGAGCCCAGGAUUCAGGAGGAGAACCGGGAGGUGGGCUCUAUCGGGGGGCACAUCUACUAUGAAUACUUUACAGCCGGCGCCGGACCCAUACUGUUCACGAUUACCCUGUUGUCGACAUUGAUAUCUCAGGCCAUGGUGGUAUAUUCCGUAUACUCGCCGAUUAUGGUUGACAUGAAAUACAUACUCAACACUACUAUGAAAUGGGUGUCACUGUUCAUCACAUUUGAAACCAGUGGUUAUAUUGUGGGAACUUUCGAGCUGUGGAGGGGCACUAAGUUCCCGAUCGUACAGAUCCAUUCGGUGUCCUUUGGUAUCGGUUCCGUACUCUGCACUCAAGCAUUGAAGCCAUACCUCGUGGGCGAAGUGGACAAUGAGUCCAAAAACGAGACAAUGGUUUUUGACAACGAGUUAAGGAUUAAUGAAAACGAUGUGAUAGAUAGGCGAUCGCGACUCAUGUUUCCCAUAUUCCUGAUCGGCGCCUGUAUUAUAAUCAUACCGAUAUCUCUGUUCAUAAUGUAUUGUCUAAAGCCAUACAAAAUGCCAAAAGAGAAGGACGAGGAUGAGAGUCAUGAAAACCAAACCACAAAUGAUGGCAAUAAUAAUGAUAAUAACGAUAAAGUGAUAGACUUUUCUGAAAAGUUAUUCAACGCGAAGGAUACCCCGCGCGCAUGGAUUGGACUCUUAUUUGCGUUAACCUUCUCCUUGUAUGCCAUUUAUGAGGCGGUGUUCAUGAAGUUUGCGGUCACUUACUACCAGUACUCACCGCUCAGACUAUCGGCUCAAAGUGCAACCAAUAUAUACUCGACAUCCAUAGCCAUCUACUCGGCCGGACUCGUCAUGAAUAUAUUCUAUCCGUACAAGUUUCAAUUGAAAACAAUAUUAAGCGCACAUAUUAUGCUUGUGUUUACGGGUACAGUAUUCUUGAUUCCGGGCCGGUAUUCAAUGGUAUGCCUAUGGGUGGCCAGUAUUUGCACGUGUCUGGGCUUUUCAGCCAUGUAUGCCGGGAUCGUGGCGUUCACUGAACUACACAUGGGAUUCACUAAUAAACUGAGUGCCACAUUCAGACUACUCAAAGGAUUAUUCACCCUGGUCACACCGUUUAUUGUCGGAAAUUAUAUUGAGGAUUAUUCCGUGAUAUUCAUAAUUAUGGAAUUUGUUUACUUGUCACUUUUUAUCACCCUG